Messenger RNA from Penicillium brevicompactum, 864 nucleotides. RefSeq names its product C1 family peptidase. The transcript is spliced from 2 exons. Lineage: Eukaryota; Fungi; Ascomycota; Eurotiomycetes; Eurotiales; Aspergillaceae. Gene Ontology annotation, molecular function: cysteine-type peptidase activity. The record is from RefSeq and is a predicted model, not a curated record. Gene Ontology annotation, biological process: proteolysis. Bases 1 to 864 code for a protein of 287 amino acids.
AUGACAGACAAGGAAAACAAAGAGACUCCUCGCCAGCUUUCUCAAUUCCCAAUAUGGCCUGAUGAGGCUCCAGGGUUUGGUCUCCUGCGAACCCCGGACGAAACCUAUCAGGCCUUCGCAAGUAUUGAGCUCGCUGCACCCACGGCAUUCCCCCCCAGGGUGGAUUUGAAUGCCGCCGGACAUGUGCAAGAUGAAUCAGAACGAUUCUUAUGGUACAACGCGAAAGCACGGGAUGGGAGUAGUAACCCCGACGAUAACCGCGGUACCUACAUUCAUAUUGGUAUAGCCAUUGCGCAACAGCUAGGUAGCUGCUGGGAAGGACAUUGUCCAUAUACCAGCCCGUUAACUCGCCCAACCGCUGAUGCAUAUGCCACUGCCACACGGAUGAAAGUAACGGCAGCGUAUAGGUUGACCGGUAACAGUGUCGACCACUACAAGGCGAUGCUAUCCAUUGGGUGGCCUGUCAUCACUGGCUUCGAUAUAUUUGGCACAGGAGCUGAACAGGAUUAUCUUAUGGGCGAAUAUACUCGGCGGACUGGGAUUAUGAAAAUGCCGCCAGAGCCAGUUCGUCCGAGAACAGCUGGCCAUGCAGUCGUGUUUGUUGGCUAUGAUGACAACAGCAGACUGUUCAAAUUCAAAAACUCUUGGGGCCCCACCGGUGAUCGAGGCUACUACUACAUGCCGUAUGAUUAUGUGAAGUACACAAGAGACGCGUGGGUGUUAUGGGGCCAGAAUAUCGACUUGCCAGUCAUCACCAAUGGUGUGACCGCCACUGUUGUUGGUGCUGCGGGAGACACCGGUGCUGAGAACGUCAAGAUCUCAGCUGGAAUCCAGCCCCUGGAUCUUUUGACUAUGCAGGCUUAG